Puntigrus tetrazona (Sumatra barb) is the source of this 2355-nucleotide messenger RNA. RefSeq names its product vitelline membrane outer layer protein 1-like. The transcript has 4 exons. Lineage: Eukaryota; Metazoa; Chordata; Actinopteri; Cypriniformes; Cyprinidae. Bases 131 to 745 code for a protein of 204 amino acids. The record is from RefSeq and is a predicted model, not a curated record.
AAUUAAUUCUGAAAAAUCAGGCACACAGCAUUCGGCUCAUGUUUUCUGUUCUGGAUUAGAAUUUUGUUUUCUCCCUUUGAACAGGUUUUCUGGCCCUGCAUCAGUUUUUUGUGUUGGAUUUGUUGCAGCGAUGCAUCACUUAAUUUCUUUACCGUUAAUCAUUAUAGGGCUGCAUGUGAGCAUAAUCCAUUCUGAUUCAGACAUUAACGGAAAAAACAGAUGGUGGCUGAAAGUGUACUAUGCAACGAACUGGGGGUCGUGGGGGUUUAAGGACAUCUGUCCAACUGGAAAAUACGCCGCAGGCUUCAGUCUAAAGGUGGAAAAACUUUCCCAUGGCUUUUGGGAUGAUAACACUGCACUCAAUGGGAUUCGUCUUCACUGCAUCGAUCCGUCCAAAGGCUUGUCAAAGUCAUAUGAGAACUACGACUCCGUUCAGUCAAAUGUAGGAAGCUGGGGGCAGUGGACAGGAAUCAAAUGGUGUCCUUCUGGAUUCUUGACAGCAUUUCAGCUGAGAGUCGAACCUUCCCAAGGAAUUGAAGACGACUCAGCUGCAAACAACAUCAGAUUCAGAUGCAGUGACGGGUCUGUGCUGGAGGGUGACGGUACAGCCUGGGGCCACUGGGGCUCCUGGAGCGAUACAUGUGGAGGAAAAUGGAUUUGUGGUAUAAUGACACAGGUAGAAGAUCCACAGGGAAUAGGAGACGACACGGCUCUCAAUGAUGUGUGGAUGAUAUGCUGCGAAUAAGCUGAUGCAAGCGCAGUCAAACACUAGGACUUACUCAGCAAAUGAGUUAGAGGACCACAGCGAGAAGAUCAGAUGGAUCUCAAUAAUCAAUCAAUUGCUAUGUUGAGCUAAGAAAAGUCUGGUUUGACAUAGCUUAUGUAAGCCAGUCGUUAUGAAGAAAAAAUCACGAUCAAGCCAAGCCAUGACAAAAAGCCAUCUAGCUUGUUAUUUUACUUUUGUGCCAAACAUAGCAUCUUUUAGUCACAUCUCUUCUCACAGCAUCAGAUGUUUGAUUGCAUUAGUGCAUGUGACAGACGCUUCGUUUUAAAGCAACAUGGUCUCAUAAAAAUAUGUACCUUUGGUACCUCAUGGACUGUUGAUAAAAGUUAAUGCUCUAUCAUGUUGGAAAUAUGCCCUACACCAAUCUAACACUAAACCUACCCGUGUUAACAAAUGCAAAAAAUGCAACUUGUAAUUUUAAGUUCCUUUUACGCAGAUCCGAACUGUUUUGUCGAACCGUAGUUACACACAGAGCUCCUCGUCUCUCAAAUACAUGAACUAUCGAACGACUAUCAAAACCCAUAGAUAUGAAGCUGGAUGUGUGUGAAGCUAUCGUUCAAAAGCAUCAGUUUUCAAAUAUCCCAGCAUAUUAAUAUUGUUAGGAAGUCAAAACAUGAUCUUCAAGUAAUUGAGCAAAAAUGAUGCUUUAUUAAAUGAAAAAGUCUGUAACUAAAGUAAUAAAAGGUGUCUGGGUUUUACUGCCUGUAGUGUUCAUUUCGUUUGGAAACUAGAGUGAUAUGUAGUUGGUACGUAUUCUCGUUAAAAGUGCACCAAGGUACGUUUAUAAAGUCUUAUUCAUGCUAUUCCUGGAAAUGAACAGUGAACUCCACAGAAACAAUAGCAAACUUAUAUCCUUUUAAUGCUAUAGUAUGAAAUUAACAUGAGUCACUUCAAAAAUAGCAGGGUAUUUUAUAAGAUAGCCUAUAAUGUAACGUACUGAAAUGUCCCAUGUAAUGACUUAUUCAGUGUUUCCAAAUAUGAAAAAAUAUGUAAACCUCAGUGCCAUGUAACAAAACAUUUACCUCAGAAUAACUACUCUGCGUUCCUUAAAUAUUUUAAGAUUUAUUCAGAUACAAUUCAGCACCUAAAAAAAAGACUGGCCUGUGAUUAAUGAAGAAAAAUAGACUGGAUGUGUGCAAGACAGCAGUUACAGGAUGCACUGAGGAGAAGGCCAAACUACACUCAAGAGUCAAGUAAUGUUAUAUCGGCCCAAUAAACAAGAAUAAACAACUCUUUGAGACUGUAUGGUGCUCAUGUUUGGAAAAAGAUAUUUAGUUGCCACUUCCCAGGGCAUCUACAAAAUGGACAUCUAAAUUGUUGAUAAACAUGAGACACAUGACGGUGUGACUGAAAAUGUAAAAAUGUUAAAAUGUUAAAAUUAUUAAUAAAAAAAAUAUUAUUCUGUGGCACCUAAAAAAAUUACUUUGCACCUAAUUAUGUUUUGAUAAUAAUAAUUAUAUAGUAAUAAUAAUGAUCUGAAACUGUGAUUUAUAUAAUGCAGGCUUAAAAAUAAAGGUUCUUUGAUGGCAUUAAUGUUACGAACAAACGAUUAAAUAUUAAUUUAAUACUUU